Aethalodelphis obliquidens (Pacific white-sided dolphin) is the source of this 3397-nucleotide messenger RNA. RefSeq names its product UDP-N-acetylglucosamine pyrophosphorylase 1 like 1 (gene UAP1L1). Gene Ontology annotation, molecular function: UDP-N-acetylglucosamine diphosphorylase activity. Lineage: Eukaryota; Metazoa; Chordata; Mammalia; Artiodactyla; Delphinidae. The record is from RefSeq and is a predicted model, not a curated record. Bases 51 to 1730 code for a protein of 559 amino acids. The transcript is spliced from 9 exons. Gene Ontology annotation, biological process: UDP-N-acetylglucosamine biosynthetic process.
GUCCGAGAGCGCGGGUCACGAGUGCCAGCGCGGCCGACGGCGGCGGCGACAUGGCCUCGGAGCUGGACGUGCGCGCCCGGCUGCAGCGCGCCGGCCAGGAGCACCUCCUGCGCUUCUGCGCCGAGCUGGCGCCGGGCCCGCGUGCCGCGCUGCUGGCCCAAUUGGAGCUCCUGGAGCCCGAGGCGCUGCGCGAGCACUGCCGGCGCGCGGCCGCCGCCUGCGCGCGCCCUCCGGCCCCCGCGCCUGACCUGGCCGCGCGCCUGCGGCCCCUGCCUCCCGAGCGCGUAGGCUGCGCGAGCGGGGUCGCCCCCCAGACGCGGCGGCUCUGGGAGGAGGAAGGUUUCCACCAGAUCGCCCUGAACAAGGUGGCUGUGCUGCUGCUGGCUGGUGGGCAGGGCACUCGCCUGGGCGUGACCUACCCCAAGGGCAUGUAUCAGGUGGGGCUGCCCAGCCAGAAGACCCUGUAUCAGCUGCAGGCAGAACGGAUUCGGCGGGUGGAGCAGCUGGCUGGCGAGCGCUAUGGGACCCGCUGCACCGUGCCCUGGUACAUCAUGACCAGUGAGUUCACUCUGGAGCCCACAGCCAAGUUCUUCAAGGAGCAUGACUUCUUCCACUUGGACCCCAACAACGUGGUCAUGUUUGAACAGCGCAUGCUGCCUGCUGUGACCUUCGAUGGCAGGGCCAUCCUAGAGCAGAAAGACAAGGUUGCCAUGGCGCCAGAUGGCAACGGGGGCCUGUACUGCGCGCUGGCGGACCACCAGGUCUUAGAGGACAUGGAGCGGCGCGGAGUAGAGUUUGUGCACGUGUACUGUGUGGACAACAUCCUGGUGCGACUGGCCGACCCGGUCUUCAUCGGCUUCUGCGUGCUGCGGGGUGCCGACUGUGGAGCCAAGGUGGUGGAAAAGGCGUCCCCCGAGGAGCCGGUGGGUGUGGUGUGCCAGGUAGACGGCGUCCCGCAGGUGGUGGAGUACAGCGAGAUCAGCCCCGAGACGGCCCGGCUGCGUGCGCCCGGAGGGGGCCUGCUCUACAACGCGGGCAACAUCUGCAACCACUUCUUCACGCGAGACUUCCUCCAGAUGGCCACCAGGGAGUUCGAGCCCUUGCUGAAGCCACACGUGGCUGUGAAGAAGGUCCCCUACGUGGAUGAGCAAGGGAAUCCAGUAAAGCCACUCGAGCCCAACGGGAUAAAGAUGGAGAAGUUCGUGUUUGACGUGCUGCCGUUUGCCAGGAACUUCGUGGCCUUCCAAGUGCUGCGGCGAGAGGAGUUCUCCCCUCUGAAGAACGCUGACUCGGCUGAGAGAGACAACCCCUCCACAGCGCGGCGGGCCCUGCUCGCUCAGCACCACCGGUGGGCCCUGCAGGCGGGAGCCCACUUCCUGGACACACACGGGGCCCGGCUCCCCGAGCAGCCCAGCCCACCCGGCAGCGGAGAGCCUCCGGCCAUCUGCGAGAUCUCGCCCUUGGUGUCAUACUCCGGAGAGGCUGACUUGGCAUCUCACCCGGAGCCCAGGGGCUGGAUACCUGGGCAUCAUGACCUGCUUGUUUCCAGGGACUGGAGGUGUACCUGCGAGGCCGGGAGUUCGGGUCCCCACUCAUCCUGGACGUGGACACGGCCAGGACACUGCAGGCCUGACUCCCUCCUAGACCUGCCGGCCCCGGGGUCCCCAAGGCUGAGGAAGCAGCCCCGGCCUGGGCUCCAAGGAGGAAAGCAGGCUUCUCUGAGUUUCUGACUGAGAACAUGGACCACAGAGGGUGGGAACUGUCCCGCCUCCCGCUCCCCUGGGCCCGUGACCGCAGGCCCGCUGUGGGCCCACUCGGCCUCUCUGGCUUUGCUUCUGCUGUGGGGUCCAGGCCGCAGGCAGAGGGACUCAGGACCUUGCGCAGUGGGGCUCAGAGGAGGCUGAUGGGGGCCCGAGGGAGUGUAGCCGCUCCGGCCUGAGCUGAGGCCUGACGGGACAGGACGGGGCAGGACGGCAUGGUGGCUCCCCGGCCCCAGGCGAAGCCGCACGGUGAGAAGCAGCAACCGCCCCGCGCUUCUCUGCAGAGAUGAGGACAGUGUCCUCCCCUCACAGGGCGACAAGUUGGAAGCGGCUGCCCCUCCCUCCCUGGCAGCUGAACCUAGGGGCCGAGGCCCAGCCCCCUUCCCCGCCCGGCUGAGACCGACAGCAGGUCGGGAUGGCUCUCCGGAAGCUUGGCCUGCACGCCUGGCACUGAGUUCUCUCGAGUUCCGCCCGAGGCCUCGGCCCCCAGGAACCAGUGGGACUGAUGCCGGUGCCGGGGGCUCCCGUGGUGGCUGAUUAGUCUGGAGUUUCACCAGGAGGGGAGCGCCGUCCCCGCCCAGCCUGCCGGCAGCUGCUGACGGAUCCCGGGGCUCACACUCCGCCCCUGCUCUCUGGGGCCGUGGCCCCCUUGCUGCACCCCGGCAGCCUGGCCGAGGCAGGGAGAAACCAGCUGGCUCUGGUCUCUUGCCCCUGACGUGGCUGCUCUGGGUGCCAGUGCCCGAUGUCCCAUCUGGAGAGCAGCAGGCGGCACCGGCCUCUUCCUGCUGACGUGGAGCGCAUCAUAAAACGCAGCCUGCCCAGCCGACGCCGCCCGCCCCCUCGCCGCUCCACAGUCCACGCGCAGCAGUGCUUUCCCCCGGGAAGGAUGCUGUCCGGCGGUGGGUUCAGAGGCGGUGAUCCCUCUAGCGACUUGGAGUGGACGGUGGCUGCGUCCACGCCUCCCAACCUGGGCGUGCCGGCGGGGUCAGGGCCACGCCCAAGGCCCACAGGACGACUUUGCAUCCACCCAGGCGCUGCCACGUUUUUCAAGCCUCAGAAUCGAACCUUGUGCCUUAGUUUCCUUCUCCCCGCUGCUCCACAGGCGAGCAGAGGGCCUGGGGCAGCGGAGGGUCGCCAAGGGGGAGGCCGAGGUUGAGGCUCCCGCCGCGGCCCAGGGGCUCCUGACUGCCACACAGGGGCACCCGGCAACCUUUUUGCUACACAAGUACAGUUAGUGGGGUAAACUGCUGAAGCAGCUCGCUUUUGAAAACGCUUUCUAUUUCCACGUGAAGUUUCACACGUAGCACAGAGGGGUCCGGGCUACCCUGCACUGGGUUUCCUGCAAUGUUUACAUCUUCCGUGAUGCUAGGACACUGUGACCAGGAGACCCUGCUUGUGCUGAGCCCUUUCUCACAGGUGAGGCUCCCCUGUGCCCACCUAGCGCUCGGGGGCAGCGCGGUCGGUGGGUCCCUUCGCCACACGGGCCUCCCUCCUGCUCCCCUGAGGGCCACACGCCCCCACCAUCUCUAACCCAGACGGCCGCUAGUGAAGCAAUUGAGUUGAAAGACGGCAGACCCUCGAUUUUCCACAGAAUGUGGGGAUUCCCAAUAAACACGAGGCGCUGUGAUGCCGCCCGG